AUGCAGCAAGAUGCGAGGGCCGACGAAGCCCUCGCCCGGAUGGGCUACCAGAGCGAACUGCCGCGGCACCUCAGCAUGCUGAGCAUCCUGGGGCUCUCUUUUGCCAUCAUGGCGGCCCCCUUUGGUCUCAGCACCACCCUGUACAUCACCCUGACAGACGGCCAGGCCGUCACGGUGCUCUGGGGAUGGGUGCUGGUCACCCUCAUCUCCAUCGCCAUCGCUGCCUCGCUCGCCGAGAUCUGCGCCGUCUAUCCCACUGCCGGCGGCGUCUAUUACUGGAGCGCGGUGCUGUCGACCCCGGAAUGGGCGCCUCUCAUGUCCUUCAUCGACGGCUGGUUGACGCUCGUCGGCAACUGGACUGUCACCCUCAGCAUCGCCUUCUCUGGUGCACAGCUGAUCCUCAGCGCCGUCACCCUGUGGGACGCUGACUUUGUUCCUACCGCCUGGCAGACCAUUGUUGUCUUCUGGGCUAUCAUGUUGAUCUGUGCCCUGGUGAACAUCUUUGCCGCCAGGUAUCUCGACUUGAUCAACAAAGUCUGCAUCUUCUGGACUGCCACCAGCGUCAUCAUCAUCCUCAUCACCCUCCUGACCAUGGCGGACAGUCGGCACGAUGCCAAGUUUGUUUUUACCCAUUAUGACGCCUCAUCCAGUGGCUGGCCCUCCGGAUGGGCUUUCUUCGUGGGAUUGCUGCAGGCAGCAUACACCAUGACUGGGUAUGGAAUGGUGGCAGCCAUGUGUGAGGAAGUGCAGAAUCCACAGCGCGAGGUGCCCCGGGCCAUUGUGCUAUCAGUGGUUGCCGCCGGCAUUACCGGACUGCUCUACCUGAUUCCCAUCCUGUUUGUGCUACCGCCCGUUGAGCUGUUGCUGCAGGCAGCCAACGACCAACCGAUCGCCCUGUUAUUCCAGACUGUCACCGGCUCUGCCGCAGGCGGCUUCGGCCUACUCUUCCUUAUCCUGGGGAUCUUGAUGUUCGCGGGCAUCGGAGCCCUGACGGCCGCCAGCCGCUGCACGUACGCCUUUGCUCGUGACGGCGCCAUCCCGGGCUUCCACCUGUGGCGGCGGGUGGACUCGCGGCUCGACGUGCCCCUUUGGGCCAUCAUUCUAUCUACCGCAGUCGAUUGCCUGCUGGGCCUCAUCUAUUUCGGCUCGUCCGCCGCUUUCAACUCCUUCACCGGCGUCGCGACCAUCUGCCUGUCAACCUCGUACGGUCUGCCGAUCCUCAUCUCCGUCCUGCGUGGACGCCAGGCCGUCAGUCGCUCUUCCUUCUCGCUUGGCCGUUUUGGAUACGCCAUCAACAUCCUGACGCUCGUCUGGAUCGUUCUCGCCGUCGUGCUGUUCUGCAUGCCCGUCGCCCUGCCCGUCAGCGCCUCGUCGAUGAACUACGCUAGCGUCGUCUUCUCCGGCUUCGCUGCCAUCAGUCUCAUCUGGUACCUCGUAUAUGCCCGAAAGGCUUUCACAGGGCCCCCUGUUACCAACCCAGAGGCCAUCACCGGUACUGUGGUGAUCGACGCAGAGAACGGUCACGAAGCACAGGAAACGAAGAAAUCCGAGGGAACCCUUCCAGCAUGUCCAAUGCUGAUUGAUUUCCUAGAUCGAGUCUUUGUCCAUGCCCUUAACACUGUUAAGAGAAUCCCGCGUACGGGAACCGCCAGACCCCCCGCCGCCGAGCGAUUGAAGCUAUAUGGCUUAUACAAACAGAGCAUGGAGGGGGAUGUCGAGGGUGUGAUGGGUAGGCCGGUGGGCACUGCGGCGGACGUGCAAGCAGAAUGCGAGAAAUGGAAUGGUGUUAACGGAUGUAGGGAUUCAUGGUACGCUCAACGCGGACUAGGUCGUACAGAGGCCAAGCGUCGAUACAUCUCGACCCUGAUCGAUACGAUGCAUCAGUACGCGUCGCAGACUCCCGAGGCGCGGGAGCUAGUGAGUGAGCUUGAAUUCGUCUGGGAUCAGAUUAAGUCGAACGCCUCAUCUUCUUCUUCGGCGUCGUCUAGUCCGUUACGACCCACGGCAGUUCCACCGUUACACCAACAAACGGCUUCCUAUCCUAGUAUCGCAGGGAGACUAGCACGGGCUGACUAUAUCGAGGAUAAUUCACGCCUGCGUGUCCUAAGUCCCGUCAGUCAACCAGAAGGCGAAUAUCGACGUCGAAUGGGAAGUAUCCGAAGCGGGAAUGAUGGAGAGCAGGAACAUGCACUAGAAGAAGACGAAAGAGGAGGAGAAGAAGAAGAAGAAGAAGAAGAAGAAGAAGAAGAAGAAGAAGCAGAAGAAGAAGAAGAAGAAAAUGAAGGAGACGAGGAAGACGAAGACGACGAAAACGAGCAGUACGAAGAGGCUCGAGAUAGUCUCUACGAGGAUGACGAGGGUACGGCGCAUAGCGACUCACAACCCGUCCUGCGGCACAGCUCAGGAGGCGGGAGGAAAGACCCUGACCGCGAUAUAAACCCCCGGCGAUGGCGCCAACGGGUCGAGCAGGCCUUGACCAAGAUGACAGCCGAGAUCGCUGCGGUACGAGAACAGAUGGAGGCUCGGACCCUCGCGAGCCGACGCCGGUCAGGCCUCCUGGCGUGGUUGAAAUGGCUCAUCUGGGCGGCCACGAGGCAAAUCCUUGUCGACCUCGCCGUCCUGAGCAUGGUCCUGAUCUGGAUGCGUCUCCGCGGGGACCGGCGUCUUGAGGAGAAACUACAGGUCGGCUGGUCGGCGAUCAAAGCACGGCUGGGUAAGUUGAAGCAUGUCCGGCGUCUUCCUGAAUUACCAUGA
This is a messenger RNA of Penicilliopsis zonata CBS 506.65, 2754 nucleotides long. RefSeq lists its product as hypothetical. The coding region runs from base 1 to 2754 and encodes 917 amino acids. Gene Ontology annotation, cellular component: membrane. The record is from RefSeq and is a predicted model, not a curated record. Gene Ontology annotation, biological process: transmembrane transport. The transcript has 6 exons. Lineage: Eukaryota; Fungi; Ascomycota; Eurotiomycetes; Eurotiales; Aspergillaceae. Gene Ontology annotation, molecular function: transmembrane transporter activity; fatty-acyl-CoA binding.